Molecule: messenger RNA, 1266 nt
Organism: Formica exsecta
Lineage: Eukaryota; Metazoa; Arthropoda; Insecta; Hymenoptera; Formicidae
Exons: 2
Coding region: 274-933 (219 amino acids)
Source: RefSeq, a predicted model, not a curated record
GAGACUGCAGAUUAGGGUUAUAGCUCACGUUUAUGUAAUUCCUCCUUUUGACGAAAGUUAUCGUAAAUGCUGGCAUAUUCCGUAUUUAUCUUUAAUUCUGCAUCAGAAUUCGAAUUAUCGUCAUUAAAUAAAGACAUAUUAAUUGAUAGAAACGAAUGCUAAUCACAACGCAUUGAACUGCAAAUGUUGCACGUUGCACUUGCGAGAUAACCUAAUUUUGACGAAACGUGUCGAUGGUACGCAUUCUACGUGUGAAUUGUGGACUAUACAAGAAUGGCUUGUAUUUUGAGCAAAGCCCCCAUUUUGUGCCGAACUACUUUUCACAAGAAUAUAAUUUUUGGAUCUGUAACUAAAAUCACAAGAAGUUAUCCGCAUUACUCUAAUAGGACAAAUAUCAUCGCAGAACAGAAAUUUAGAUUUAAGGACAAUAUAAGCAAUGAUUACAAAAUCAUAUAUAGAGAGCAAGGAAUUGUCAAUAUAAUCACUACCAUUGCACAUAAUGCUGGAUGGAUAGGUGUUAUUCUUAGUGUGUUCCUUACAGGAUAUAUAAUUUACGUAAAUCCACCAGUGGAAAAAGAACCGACAAAAACAUUUAGCAAUGGUGGUAUAAUAAAGCCUCUAAGUAAACUAGCUAGGGCAGGCAUAGUGCUCUUUUCUUUUGCCGCGUCUGUCUCGCUUAUAGUAUGCAGUAGAAUGAUCCCGUUUAGAAUUUAUUAUAAUUCUGCAGAGAAAUUGUACAAAGCUGUGUUCGUGCGUUCGAUAUUGGGUAAAAAACAAAUAAUAACAUUCGGCGAAGGUACUGCUGUGCCGAAAUUUAAGCGUGCACAUACAGGAGAUAUAUUAUUUAAUAUUAAUGGUCGUACUAUUUUACUUGAUAAAGAAUGUUUCCCAGUACCAUAUGUACGUGAACGAAUGAUCUGCAAAACUAAUUAGAACUAUAUGUAUUAUAUUUAAUUAUUUAUAUUGGUUUAUUAUAUAUCUUUGUUUCUUCUAUCUAUCGCACAGAAAUGUUCCUAUUGUGAUAUCCGUUUAUUCUACACAUUAGGCAUUGUUAACAUAAUAAAGCUAACUAAUAUUAAUAUGUAAAUAGUAUUCAUAUAGUAAUUACACAUAUUCUUCACAAAAUAUAUAUAAAAUUAAAAUCAAUUUUUUUUUUCUAUCAAUUUUUUAAACAAAAUUCGUUCUGCGUAUUGUAAAUAUUGUAUUUGUUCUAAUUCCUCCACCUUCUCUCUUAUAAGUAACGUAAUAAAUAAAAUUUCUUCUACA